Physeter macrocephalus (sperm whale) is the source of this 563-nucleotide messenger RNA. Its product is annotated as dynein light chain 1, cytoplasmic-like. Gene Ontology annotation, molecular function: dynein intermediate chain binding. The transcript has a single exon. The coding region runs from base 79 to 348 and encodes 89 amino acids. Gene Ontology annotation, biological process: intraciliary retrograde transport; motile cilium assembly. NCBI's taxonomy places the organism in Eukaryota, Metazoa, Chordata, Mammalia, Artiodactyla, Physeteridae. Gene Ontology annotation, cellular component: cytoplasmic dynein complex. The record is from RefSeq and is a predicted model, not a curated record.
CUCUCGAAGGGUCUGAGCCUCGCCAGCCCCUCCCCCAGGAGACCGUUGCAGUGGGCCAGCCCCUGCUCUUUGGUAACCAUGUGUGACCGAAAGGCUGUGAUCAAAAAUGCCGAUAUGUUGGACGAGAUGCAACAGGACUCGGUAGAGUGUGCUACUCAGGCAUUGGAGAAAUAUAAUAUAGAGAAGGACAUUGCGGCCCAUAUCAAGAAGCAGUUUGACAAGAAGUAUAACCCCACCUGGCACUGCAUCGUGGGGAGGAACUUCGGUAGUUAUGUGACACAUGAAACCAAACACUUCAUCUACUUCUACUUGGGCCAAGUGGCCAUUCUCCUGUUCAAAUCUGAUUAAAAGCAUGGACUGUGCCACACACCCAGUGAUCCAUCCAAAAACAAGGACUGCAACCUAAAUUCCAAAUACCAGAGACUGAAAUCUUCAGCCUUGCCUAAGGGAACACCUCGAUCUUUAUUGUUGUUUUGUACAGGGCAUUCUCUGUACUAGUUUGUUGUGGUUAUAAAGCAAUUAGCAAAACAGCUUACAUUUAUAUUUAUUUUCUAUUUCAUACC